AUGGCAUCUCCAAAGAUCAUAAUCAUCGGCUCCGGCCUCGCCGGCCUCUCCUUCUCCCUCUUCCUAACCCGUCUCCUCCCCACCGUCUCCAUCAAAAUCUACGAAGUCCGCCCUUCAACCCACCCAUCAACCUCAGGCACCAUAAACCUCACUCCAAAUGCCUUACGAGUCCUAGACCACCUAGGAGUCUACAAAUCAAUCUCCCCACAGGGCUACAACUUCGACAACCUCACAUUGUUAAACCACCAAUUCGAUUUUCUAGCAUCAAUCCCCAUCGCUGGGAUCUCAGACUUCGAAUACCAAAGUCUUAGGAUCGAAAGACGGAUCGUACACUCUGCGCUAUUGCAGAAGGUGAUGGAGUAUGGUCGAUCACGGAUCGAAAUAAUCUACGAUUCCAAAUGCGAGAGCGUCGAGGAAUCUGACACAGGAGUCACGGUUAAAUUCACAAAUGGUGGUUCUAUUACAGGUGAUAUCUUAAUCGCCUGCGAUGGUAUUCACUCCACCGUUAGAAAAUCCUUCGUCAAGGAUCCCAAAGACUUCGAUCCAAAAUAUACCGGCCAAAUCUCCCUCGGCGGGAACAUCUCAAAAUCCCAAAUCCAAAAAUUCAAUCCCAACAAUAAUCCAUACCCACUGAUGAUGUUCGGUCCCGAAACAAGCACCGGUGCAAACUUCAUGGUCUGGCCCUACAACAAUUCCGGUGACCAAUUCACUUUCUUCACCACCCUUUCCAAACCCGAGGAAGACAAAGACGGUUGGAAAUCGUACUCUGAUAGUAAAGAAUUCUUGAAAUCAAUCAUGCAAGAAACUUUCCUAUCCGAAGGUUCUCCGUGGAACGAGAUGGUAAAGAAAACUAUAGAGUUGUCAGAUGCAGAUAGCUAUAGAUUCUGGCCGUUUUAUUUACAUUCCAUACCCGAGAAGUUUUAUUCGGAAAAGGCUAGGAUUAUAAUGAUCGGAGACGCUGCACAUGCCAUGCCACCAAGUGGCGGCCAAGGCGCAGCAAUGGCAUUUGAAGACGCAGAGACAUUGGCUUAUUCACUCGCCGUUGCCUUCAACACCCCAGAAGGUGGAUUAGGUAUCAAUACACCCCACGGUCAAAAUAUCCUGUCCAAAUGGAGCAAUAACAGAAUCGCGAGGAUGAAUACCAUUCAAGAAAUGAAUAAACGAAUGUCGGAUAUGAGGAAGGGGCAUAGCGGAAGCACUUCUGGUGUUAUGUUUACGGUCAAAGUCUGGGCGAUUUGGAUACUCGGUUUACUGGGAGUGCUGGGUAGGACGAGGAGGGUCGUUAAUAAUUACGAUGCCAGGAAGGAGGCUGCGGUCUGGUUGGGAGAGGGUGUAUUGGCUGGUUUGGAGUAG
Orbilia oligospora ATCC 24927 is the source of this 1353-nucleotide messenger RNA. RefSeq lists its product as uncharacterized. The transcript has a single exon. The coding region runs from base 1 to 1353 and encodes 450 amino acids. Lineage: Eukaryota; Fungi; Ascomycota; Orbiliomycetes; Orbiliales; Orbiliaceae. Gene Ontology annotation, molecular function: monooxygenase activity; FAD binding. The record is from RefSeq and is a predicted model, not a curated record.